Messenger RNA from Dermacentor andersoni, 4573 nucleotides. RefSeq lists its product as uncharacterized. Gene Ontology annotation, biological process: negative regulation of transcription by RNA polymerase II; positive regulation of transcription by RNA polymerase II; cell fate commitment. Gene Ontology annotation, cellular component: nucleus. Gene Ontology annotation, molecular function: DNA-binding transcription factor activity, RNA polymerase II-specific; RNA polymerase II cis-regulatory region sequence-specific DNA binding; zinc ion binding. Lineage: Eukaryota; Metazoa; Arthropoda; Arachnida; Ixodida; Ixodidae. The record is from RefSeq and is a predicted model, not a curated record.
GGUCACCUCGUCCGCGUCGUCCCCCGCGGCCCCGUCGGUGGCGGUGAGCUCGAUGGCCGCGGCCUCCAUGCCCCCGGCGCCCGUGUCCCCGGCCGUGGCGCCUCCCCCGCCCACGUCGUCGCCGGCCAGGGGCCACCACCACCACCACCAUCACCACCACAACCCCGCGACGGCGCAGCCCUCGACGACGCACCACCAGCACCCGUCGACCGCCGCCGGGGCGAUGCAGAGCCACAGCGCCCACCUGGGCGGCGUCUGGGGACAGGCGGUGCGGGGGUCGCCCGACACGGCGGCGGCGGCGGCUGCAGCCGCAGCCGCGGCCGCGGCCCAGUACUCGAGCCCGGCGCCGGCGCACGGACACCUGGCCGCGCACCACGCGAGGUUCGCCUUCCAGGGAGCAUCCGGCGUGACGAGCGUGGCGGCGGCGUCGUGCCGGGAAGCCCCCUCUGCGUACCUGAGCCGGGCGGCCAACGGACUGGGCUCGUACGCCUACAUGGGCACCGACGUGGCGCCUUGGGUCGGCGUCGAGUCCGGCCUGUCCUCCAUCCAGGGAGGAGCCGUCGGCUCACCUUUCGCAAGAAUCACUGACUCGUCGGACUAUGCGGGGUUCGGUGAAGCCCGAGAGUGCGUCAACUGCGGUGCCAUCUCCACGCCCUUGUGGCGCAGGGAUGGCACCGGCCACUACCUGUGCAACGCCUGUGGCCUCUACCACAAGAUGAACGGCUCCACCAGACCCUCUGCGAAGCCACAACGAAGAAUGGUACUGCUACCAACUACUUCCCGCCGAGCUGGUCUUUGCUGCUCGAACUGUGGUACCACGGCCACUACCUUGUGGAGGCGGAACAACGAAGGAGAGCCUGUCUGCAAUGCCUGUGGGCUCUACUUCAAGCUUCACAAUAUAAACCGGCCCUUGGCAAUGCGAAAGGAGAGCAUCCAGACUCGCAAGCGCAAGCCCAAAAGCAAGAGCACUCCCGAUGGCAAAGGGCCACCAGGACCUGAGAACCUUUGCAUUUCCACUAAAGUGGAGAAGGAGGAGCCUUUAGAGCCGAAAGGAUCAGAGGACGAGGAAGCCCUGCAGCGACUGGCUUUGUGCUCCUCAACUCAUUCUACAAGCAGCACCUCUUCGCGCUCCUCACUGAGCAUCCUCCCCAUCCAGGACAGCAAAGGACCCUGGAAUGCAUACGACGAUUACGAAGGCACCAGUCACAGUGAUGGUGGCACGGACAAGAACUCUGACCCUGCCCGCAUAAUGGAUCUGGCCUCCCAAACGGGGCCAAUGUCUGGCCAACAUUGACCGACGUAGGUCCUGCAUGGCCUCCCUCCAACGUCGGACAUGCAUUGGCCCUGCAUAUUGUGCUGCUAAGGAUGAUGAAGUCUUCGGCCGUGCUGUGCAUAAUUCGGGCUCUGCAUCUCAACUGCUCUCUCCUUGUCUCGUUUCUUGAAGAGUUUCAAAAUUUUCUCUUUUCCCGCCUCCCUCUUUUCAAUUUUAAAGCGUGAUGCAUUUUUGAGCAGCACUUUUGUGCGGUGACAGUGAGGCGUGUGUGUGUUUGUGCACGUCUAUGCAUGUGUUUUUAUUUGUGUGCAUGUGUGUGUGUGUGCAUGUAUGUGCCUGCGUUCCUGCGAGGAAGGAUAGCAGCCUAGCCACUGCAACUGCCUCUUUAGUUUUUAGGGUUCUUUUUUUUUUCUGCCUGUGUUCACAUUGUGUUCCUUGUUGAACAUAUUACCUUAGGCACUGUCUUAUAACAUUUAUGUUAUGGCACUGUGCUACAUACCAGUUGGUUGUGGGAGCGUUUUAGAAGGCUCUUCCAUGUGAGUGUAGUUAGCACCAUAUAGCAAUGUUUGCUAAAAGUGAAAUUAGUGUUAAGCAUAGCUUGGCACUGCACAAACUGUCCUGGUAUGUAUAGUGUUUGUUUUCACCUAGUUAGUCUGCUGUUUUGUUGAAGGACCUUUUCUUCGAAUGUGCGGUGUGUGCAUCAUGUCUACAGACAGACUUUAGGACUCUAAAACGACAUCUUUAGUGAGUGCUUUAGCGAGUGACUGUAAUUGCUUUUAGCUGAAAAGGGCAGCACUUUUCUGAGUGUAUUUGUGAAGCCUUGGCAACUUGAGGCUCGGGAUAAUUGCCCGAGUGCACUGCCAAGCCAUUUCCUCUGGCUUGCUGAACCUUUUCGUACGCUUUGCAGGCAGCGGGCGACGCCAUGACAGCCAUGCUUGGCACUAGAACAUUUUUUUUUCUCUAAUCGUGCACCCUGUGUUGCCCUUUUGUCAUGCCUAGUUUUUGUUUUCAAAGACUGAUGGUUUUUGCACCGCCACCAGAACGUAUCCUCAACUGUGAUUUUGUGCGUGGGGAAAAAGCUGGUGGGAGCCUUGAAACAACAAACAGCAUGUCAUGUGCAUGCUUCAAAAAACAUUGCAGCUCUUUUCUGGCACAUCACACACACAGGUGCUGUUGGCAGCUGUGUCAUUUGCUCUCGCAUAGCUGUGGCUGACCUAUUUUUUUAUUAUUUUUUAAAGCACAGCUUUUAGGUGCCCGUUCCUGCGGCGAGUGUAGAAGUUGUCCUAUGGUUUAGCCGAGCGAACGAGCUCAGUGAAAGAUGAGAGCGAACGCAUAGCUCAACAGGGGAUGGAAAAAUUGGCGACAGCAAAGAGGCACGAGGAGGAAAGCGGAGAAGAGGGUGCAGCGGGACCAUGAGGUGGAAAGUGUAGGAGGGUAUGGCGAAAGUGUGAGGAGAAAAACGUAGUGCUGCGCAAGACUUGCGACAAUGGCUACGAGAGGGAGCCAGAGGAGUGCGCCAUCGUCUGUUCACCGACCGCACGCAGCAACCGCGUCGCACGGUACCAUGUAUGAAAACAAGCACUGCAUGAGUAAAGGUCUGUCUGCGUCAACUGCUGUGAAUUGCGCCUAUGCGUCACCCACGCGUCGCCUACACGCUGCCUGUCGUGAUCUCCCGAUUAGUGAGGCAGUGGCGUCACACUGCACUUCGUUUACAAUGUGCCGCACGAGACAGAUUGUCCUCGCCAGCCAGUAUAGCGCGAAAUGAAAACACGUAUAGAGCUGCGCUAAAAUUUUGCAUUAGGGAGUGUGGUAAUCAUCAGCGAAUCUUUUUUUUACAUGAUGUGCGCUGUAAUAUCUAGUAAUUAAAGAAAAUUCCUCAAUGGGCUAGUUGGUUCGACAUAAUGAACGCUGUUGUGCAAAGUGACGAAGGGACAGGACUCGGCGAGGAAAAGAACACAUGACACCUGAGCGCAAACUAAAAUAUGUGAAGCGACGAAGGGACAGGACUUGAGCGAGAAAAGCGACACGUCACCCGAGCGCAAACUAACUGUUGUUAGUUUGCACUCUGGUGUCCUGUGUUUCUCGCUUAAGUCCUGCCCAUUCGUUGCUUUGCACAACAGUAUGAAUUACUUGUAACACCUAGAUUUUUUUUUUUCUUUCUUUUUCUUUAUUGUACCACUAGGGCUCCCCGAGGACAGUUAUCUCAUGUAUCAACUAACUCAAUGUGUGAUGCACUGUAUCUCUGAACUGUUCAUUGCGGGGGACACUCUUGUGUUUUUUUCACAGUGUGCAUGCGAGCGUGUGUAAGUGUGUGUGUGUGUGCGUGCAUGCGUGCAUAUGUAUGUGCGCAUAGCGUGAUGUCGAGUCGCAAAAUAAUGCGUUUAUAGAGAUUUGUGGCAAGCAUAAUAGUAUAUUGCCUUAUGCCUCCAAUGUGUUGCUAAGCUGACACAGGUAUGGGACAGAAUCACCUUUAACUUUCAUCCGUAGUGAUUGCACACGAGGAAGCCAGGCCAUUGCCGCAGUUACUAUGAUACUUUGUACAACGUGCAUACAAUAAUGUUAUGUUUUUUUUUUUUUGAGCCUAGAUCGGGAAGAGGAACUGCACAUGUCUGCAUAAAUAUUAUACCCCUGAGGAGCAUACUGUAGCGGCACAAUAAAGUUUCUCAACAGCGACCAGCACCGCAAAAGCCGGCACCAGCAAGUGCUAUGUGUUGUGACCUGUUUCCUGCAUUUGUGGCACUUUUUUUUUGUAGUGUUUUCUGAGCGUUUUUUUUUCUUUCAUAUUUCGGUCUUCACGUUGCAGUUACUACAAUUAUGAGCACGGUGCUCGGAAAAUACUCACACCUGGUUUCUUGUGAUAGCUCCAAGCUUUGUAGCAAAGAGAGAGAGAGAGAAAAAAAAAACUGUACUAAAGUUAAUCGCCAGUUUUUUUAUAUAUUAUUAUUUCUCCAAAUGUACUUUAUUUAUCAGUACUUGUAGCUAGGCUCGUCGCAAGUGCCUUCAUUUCGAGGCUGCUUGAAGAGCAUCUCCUUUUUAGCUCGUCCCCAUUAUUUGUAUUUUCCCUUUGGAGGUUAAAUGCAUCGACGUACCGCAGAGAUUUCACAUUUUGCAUCUCAGAUGUGUGCUUUUACGCGGGAGUGCACCCAACGCAUGUUGUACUUGUAGCCUCAUCUGCUUCUCUCUUGUGUACCUGCAACAUUGCCUCAUCCAUGUGUUGCAAUUCGGAAGUCACCUUUAGGUUGAUGGUUUUACUUUAGUUGCUGAGUAUAUUUAUAAUAAAACAUAUUAUUUCACCAUGUA